UCAAGCAUCCUCACACGACACAGAGAGCUCACAGGCGACAGCGGCGUUGUUUGUGUGCGUGUGCGUGUAUGUGUGUAUGUGUGUGUGAAUGAGUACAACAACAUCAUCAAUAUGACUGUUAGAAACGCUCUCCGGGAUCAUGGGCAGAGGUACCGACCGCGGAUGGCUUGUCUCAAAAAGGCAGAGAAAGUGCUGCUGGAGAUGCAGGACCCCAACACGGGAGUCAAGUUACAGCCUCAGAGACUUGUUAUCACAACUAUACCACACGCUAUCACCGGUGAAGACAUAGUUGCAUGGUUGGCAGACAGAUUUCAAAUAGAUGCACUAGAAGCCAGAAGCUUUGGCUCCAUGCUGGUGGCAUUAGGAUACAUCUACCCUUUACAAGACCACAAACGUUUAGUGAUUAAACCAGACAUGUCACUGUAUCGCUUCCAGACACCAUAUUUCUGGCCCACCCAGCAGUGGCCUGUUGAGGAUACAGAUUAUGCAAUCUAUCUUGCAAAAAGAAACAUACGUAAGAAAGGCAUCUUAGAGCUGCAUGAGCAGGAGCAGUACAACCAUCUUCACAAGUGGAUGAAUCAUAAAUGGGAUUUCAUUGUGAUGCAAGCUAAAGAACAGUACAGAGCUGUGAAGGAGAGGAAGAAACCAGACCGUGUGGUGUUUGACUGUCAGGAGAGAGCCUACUGGGUGGUUCACAGACCUCCGCCGGGGACAGUGAGUGCCAUGAACUAUGGACUGGAUCGAAGAACAGAUCCUAAUGCAGACGAGAUUCAAACUCCUGAUUACUAUGAGAGAAUUAUGAUCUUCACCCAACAGGCCAUCAUGAGGCCCAGAGUGAAGUCGUCUGUGUCCAUUGGCGCAUUGGUGAAACACUGUGCCACCUAUAGUGGCCACGACCCUUUUCUGUCCAAGUGUCUUCCCAGCAACCCCUGGCUCACAGAUGAUACAACAUACUGGUCCCUGAAUAUGUCAAAUGUGGAAAUACCGUCGAAGAUGCGCGUGGAGKGGUGGACGCUCAGCUUUAAGGAGCUGCUCUCAGACCCUCGAGGACGAGACGAUUUCAGACUCUUCCUGAAAAAAGAAUUCAGCGGUGAGAACCUGGCAUUCUGGGAAGGUUGUGAGGAUUUGAAGUGGGGCACUGCUGCAACUAUGAAGGAGAAAGCGGAGCAGAUUUACAAGACGUUCUUGGCUCGUGGUGCACCGAGAUGGAUCAAUAURGAUGGAAAGACAAUGGAAGUCACUGUGAAGGGGCUGAAACAUCCACACAGAUACGUUCUGGAUGCAGCACAGACUCACAUCUACAUGCUAAUGAAGAAGGACUCUUACGGUCGGUACCUGAAAUCUCCAGUGUUUAAGGAWACGAUGAAGAAGGCCAUCAACCCUGAGGAGCACAAAUUCAAUGAUUCGCAGUUGGAGCAGAACGCCAGGAACAGACGGCCCAGUCUCAGCCCCAUCGUCAUCCGGCAACAGGAGCAAGAGCAACGGGCCAAGAUGGCCGCCAACGCCCCAGUUGACAUCACACAGCUCUGCAGAUUUACCACCCCUGUCCCUCACCUCGCUGUCUAUUCUGGAAUCACCGACCCUCCCUCCGCCAACGCCUCCCCGUCCCUCCCCUUCCUGGCCCACACCCCGGUGUGUCCUUCCCCCAUCAGCGUGGCCCUGGACAGCACCUCGGUCUCCGAGCGGCGGCUGGAGGCCAGCGAGGGCGAAGGCGAGCGAAARAACGAGGCCCGAGCCCCCGACGGAGGUAACGUCUCAAAGUCUCGCGUGGCCCUGUCCCUGCGCCGCCUGCUGAAGAGAGGCUGCAGCCCUUCGGCCAUGUUCGCCAGCUUGUCGCCGAAAUGUCACACGACUGCGGCGACGAGUAGCCGCAUUCAGCCGAUCACGCCGGACGAACCCAGUCAGGCUCCACCCAGGAGAACUGGCAACUUCUUUCAAAUAAAAGUAGACAUUCCUCCAGAGUGUCGGAUCUACCCCAUCGAGUCUGAGGACGAGGAGGAGGAGAACAGGCCUGCCUUGGAGGGAGGGGUGGGAACCGAGGAGAUCAUCUGCCCUUGGGAGAGCCUCACUCGGCAGAACGGGUCAGGCUAACCUGCAGGAUUCAUACAGGUGCCACAGCGUGGGACGCAAAAUAUGUAACGUAAAUAAAUAUCGAACAAUACGAAGCACUCGGAACGGGACUCUGUGAAACAAAAAAAGAGAUGGUUGAUGGUCUUUGGUGGACUUACUGUUUUAAGUAUUAAAUAUCUGAGCGCCUGCUGGUUUGAACGUUUCCUCAGGCACAUCUGUUGCAGAUGUGAUCUGUUGCUUACCUCUCUUGAACAUUUUCAAGGGACAGUUCAAUUCAAUGAAAGAGAAAUACACUGGAAUUGACACGGACAGCACUGAGUGAGUUUUAUGGCUGCCAUCUUGCUAGGUGCUGAUGUCAAAGCACAGAAAGGUGCAGACAUACCUUUAUUUUGUGUAAACAAAUAUAUAUUUUGCAUAUUGUGAAAACAAGGUACAAGAGUUUGCUUAAAUGAGCCUCAAAGUAGCAUUAAACAGCUUCUUUUCCGACAGUGCUGACAUACACAAUGGUUAAAACAAGCUAAGUUAAAAGUAAAAUUUURAAAGCUUUAUGAGCUAAUAUUGGAUAAUACUCAUAAUACUCCAGGAACCAGUACUACAUUCCUUAAAGUUCAUUUUCUGAUACUUCAACAAUUGGUGGCAAAAAAAAAAUUGUCUGAGUUUAAGUUUUUACUCAGUUUUUAAAAUUUUGAAGCCAUUCUGGCUGCAGACGUGUAUAAAAGUACAUUUACUUCAUUARAGUUCUGUGGUUUUGUAACUUUGUCAAGUAGUUUUUUUAAUCAUAACUUUUACUUUUAUUUAGUUAUAUUCAAAACAUAAAAAUGAUACUUUUACUUCUUUACUU
This is a messenger RNA of Austrofundulus limnaeus, 2911 nucleotides long. RefSeq names its product regulator of G protein signaling 9. Gene Ontology annotation, cellular component: neuron projection; cytoplasm; plasma membrane. Bases 112 to 2091 code for a protein of 659 amino acids. Gene Ontology annotation, biological process: intracellular signal transduction; regulation of G protein-coupled receptor signaling pathway; positive regulation of GTPase activity. NCBI's taxonomy places the organism in Eukaryota, Metazoa, Chordata, Actinopteri, Cyprinodontiformes, Rivulidae. The record is from RefSeq and is a predicted model, not a curated record. Gene Ontology annotation, molecular function: GTPase activator activity. The transcript is spliced from 19 exons.